Molecule: messenger RNA, 3945 nt
Organism: Podarcis muralis (Common wall lizard)
Lineage: Eukaryota; Metazoa; Chordata; Lepidosauria; Squamata; Lacertidae
Gene: PLCL1
Product: phospholipase C like 1 (inactive)
Biological process (GO): regulation of synaptic transmission, GABAergic; gamma-aminobutyric acid signaling pathway; release of sequestered calcium ion into cytosol
Molecular function (GO): phosphatidylinositol-4,5-bisphosphate phospholipase C activity
Source: RefSeq, a predicted model, not a curated record
AACAGAAAAGAAAGAGGAGCGCGAGUGUGUGUGAGGGGAGUUGAAACCGGCGGCACUUCCUGCCGGUUGGCGGGCUGGCGGCGGCGGGGAGCCCGGAGAUGUGCGCGCUCAAAUGUGGCUUCCGAGGGGGCGGGAAAUAGGGGGCGCCUCCUGGCCGUGACCGGCGCCCCCCGCGCGAGUGAAUGGGUGUGAGGGAAAGAGAGAAAGAGGACGAAGAGCGCGCGCAGCAGCAGCAGGAGGAGGCGGAGGCGGAGUGCGCCUCUCGCCUCGCCUCACGAUUCUCCUCAGCUGCAAAACUCCCUUCAUUGUCCCAAGUUUAGCGCCUCCCCGCCCUGCCCUUCCCCGCUUGCGACGGAGCCCCGGCGGCUGCGGAGGGGCGCCUGAGCCCGAGCGAGCGAGCGGGGCGGCUUUUCUCCUCAGAUUUCCACGGGAAAUGCAGCAGGCGAGCGCGACGUCUCCUUCGCGGAAACUUGCCUCAGCGGCGCUUUAGGAAGGGGAAGGGGAAGAGGAGAAAAAGGGGUUUUUUUUUAUUCAGCCUGGCGCCCCUCGAAGUUGACGCGGCUCCGCUUCGCGAUGGCAGAAGCAACCCCGGCGCCCGCGGCGGGAGAAGGCGACUCGGAGCCUUUCCCGGAGCCCGAGGCGCCCCGGAGGAGGGAGCGCAGGAGCGGGGUGUCUCUGGCCGCCGCCGCCGCCGCCGACCCCGAAGCGAUCCUCCUGGAAGCGGCCAGGGCGACCCCUCGCAGGAGCAGCAUCAUUAAGGAUCCUGCAAAUCAAAAAUGUGGACGCAAGAAAACAGUGUCCUUCAGCAGCAUGCCAUCGGAAAAGAAAAUAAGCAGCGCCAACGACUGCAUCAGCUUCAUGCAGGCUGGUUGUGAACUGAAGAAAGUCCGGCCAAACUCCCGUAUUUAUAAUCGUUUUUUUACCCUGGACACUGACUCACAAGCGCUUCGCUGGGAACCAUCUAAGAAAGAUCCUGACAAGGCCAAACUCGAAAUUUCCGCUGUGAAAGAGGUCCGGUUAGGGAAAAACACAGAAACAUUCAGAAACAAUGGGCUAGCAGAUCAAAUUUCCGAAGACUGUGCCUUCUCUAUAAUUCAUGGGGAGAAUUAUGAGUCACUGGAUCUCGUUGCCAAUUCAGCAGACGUGACCAACAUUUGGGUGUCAGGUUUGAGGUACCUGGUUUCCCGUGCCAAACAGUGCCUGGAUUUGAUAGAAGGUAGCCAGGACACUCCACGUUUUGCAUGGCUAAAGUCUGUGUUUGAAGCCGCAGAUGUCGAUGGUAAUGGGAUCAUGUUGGAAGACACAGCUGUAGAAUUAAUAAAGCAGCUGAACCCUGCCUUAAAGGAGUCAAAGAUCAGGUUAAAAUUUAAGGAAAUCCAGAGAAGCAAAGAGAAGCUAACGACCCGUGUAACAAAGGAGGAAUUUUGUGAAGCAUACAUUGAGCUUUGCACUAGACCCGAAGUUUAUUUUUUGCUGGUGCAAAUAUCUAAAAACAAAGAAUACUUAGAUGUCAAUGACCUCAUGCUUUUUUUAGAAGCUGAGCAAGGGGUGGCACAAGCAACUGAAGAAAUGUGUCUUGAUAUUAUUCAAAGGUAUGAAUUUUCAGAGGAAGGGCGGUUGCAGGGUUUUCUGGCAAUUGAUGGAUUUACUCAGUAUUUGCUGUCCCCAGAAUGUGAUAUUUUUGACCCUGCACAUAAAAAUGUUGUCCAAGAUAUGACCCAGCCUUUAUCACAUUACUAUAUCAAUUCAUCUCACAAUACUUACCUAAUAGAAGACCAGGUGCGAGGGCCAGCUGAUAUUAAUGGCUAUGUCAGGGCACUGAAGAUGAGCUGUCGAUGUAUUGAACUGGAUGUGUGUGAUGGUCCAGAUAAGGAGCCCAUCAUCUGCAAUCGUAACAGCAUGACGUCACCUCUAUCUUUUCAAUGUGUCAUUGAGGUGAUCAACAAAUUUGCCUUUGUUUCAUCACAGUACCCUCUUAUUCUUUGCUUGGGAAACUACUGCUCCAUACAGCAGCAGAAGGUUAUGGUUGAACAGAUGAAGAAGAUUUUUAAAAACAGGCUCUAUACUGAUAUGCCACCGCAGUCAGAAGCCUACCUUCCAUCUCCAGAGAAACUGAAACUGAAGAUUAUCAUCAAAGGGAAGAAACUGCCUGAUGGUGAGGAUUUAUUAGAGGGAGAAGUCAGUGAUGAAGACGAAGAAGCUGAAAUAUCUCGAAGAAUGUCUGAAGUGUCUGUGGAGACGCCCAAGAUGACUUGGUUAUGCAAGGAGCUGUCUGACCUGGUAUCUGUAUGCAGAGCUGUCAGAUUCAAAGAUUUUGAGCACUCAAUGAAAAGUCAGAAUUACUGGGAAAUCUGUUCCUUUAGUGAAGCAGAUGCUAGCAGAAUUGCAAAUGAGUGUCCGGAGAACUUUGUAAAUUACAAUAAGAAAUUUCUGUCUCGAAUAUACCCUAGUGCCAUGAGAAUAGAUUCCAGCAACUUAAAUCCGCAGGAUUUUUGGAACUGUGGUUGCCAGAUAGUGGCCAUGAAUUAUCAAACGCCAGGGCCAAUGAUGGAUUUACAUACUGGUUGGUUUCUACAAAACGGAGGAUGCGGUUAUGUUCUUCGACCUUCUGUUAUGCGAGAAGAAGUUUCUUAUUUCAGUGCGAAUACAAAGGGCAUAGUUCCAGGGGCCUCUCCUCAAGUUCUGCAUGUCAAAAUCAUCAGUGGGCAGAACUUUCCAAAGCCAAAAGGAGCCUGCGCCAAGGGGGAUGUCAUAGAUCCUUAUGUGUUCCUAGAAGUCCAUGGCAUUCCUGCAGACUGUACAGAACAGAGAACUAAAACUGUUCAGCAAAACAGUGAUAACCCCAUUUUUGACGAGAGCUUUGAGUUUGAGAUAAACCUACCAGAGCUUGCAAUGAUCCGUUUUGUUGUGCUGGAUGACGAUUACAUUGGAGAUGAGUUCAUAGGCCAAUGCGCUAUCCCCCUAGAAUGUAUACAGCCAGGCUAUCGGCACAUACCUUUGCGCUCCUUUGUUGGAGACCUUAUGGAGCAUGUUACGCUUUUUGUGCACAUUGCAAUAACUAACCGAAGCGGUGGAGGGAAGGCCCAUAAACGCAGCCUGACCGCAAGAAUAGGGAUGAAAACAAGAGACUAUACCAUGCUGCGGAAUACAAGUCUUAAGAUUGUAGAUGACAUCUUCAAACCAGCGAUACAUCCAUUAAGAGAGGCAACUGACAUGCGGGAAAAUAUGCAGAAUGCAAUUGUGUCUCUUAAAGAGCUGUGUGGACUCCCACCAAUUACCAAUCUGAAGCAGUGCAUUUUGACCUUGUCCUCACGCCUUAUGAACAGCGACAAUGUUCCCUCAGUGGCCCUCUGUAUGAAGGACAACUUCCCCUACCUAGAACCUUUGGGGACAUUGACGGAUGUGCAGAAGAAGGUUCUAGCGGCAUACGACCUGAUGAUUCAAGAAAGCAGAUUCCUUAUAGAAACGUCAGAUGCUGUUUACGACAAGAUAGUUCAGUGCCAGAAAGCAGGAAUGGAACUGCAUGAAGAGCUUCAUGACCUGGGAACAAAGGAAGGCUUGAAAGGAAGGAAGCUCAGCAAAGCCAUUGAGAGUUUUGCAUGGGAUAUCACUGUGUUAAAGGGACAAGGUGAUCUACUGAAGAACGCCAAGAACGAAGCCAUAGAGAACAUGAAGCAGGUCCAACUGGCUUGUUUGUCAUGUGGACUCAGCAGAACUGGGAUUUUGGAUGCCAAGUCGAAACGGUGCCUGGAGGCAAUAGAAGAAAAGGAGACUGGCGAUGAGAAUGGGAGGCUGUGAAAGAAGACCAUCGCUGUCUGGCAAUGGCAUAUAUUUCAAUAGCCUGAAAUUAUUUUUUUAACACAUUUAAAAAGAGAAAGAGAAAAGACCGCACUAGAUUGCCCUCUACCGGAUAUCAGAAGUAUUAAAAUCCUCACAAUGCCAGUG